GGGAAUGGAAGGGUGGAGAAAAAAAUAAUAAUCACCAAGCAGGCACUCGGAUAGCCAGCCUCAAGCGGUGAGGGUCCUCGAGGGAGGAGCGGGGCCGAAAGAGGACGGGGCCAAGGGGCGGGGCCUGAGCAGAACCCCGCCCUCUGUUUCCUCUUCUGCUGCUGCUGCUGUUGCCUAUGGCUUUGAAGGCGCUGCCCAGGCUGAGUCUGCUGCGGGGCUGGCGAAGAAUGGGGAACAGUACAUCUGCUACCACAGACUUCUCUAACACUGCCACUGCUAACCAGAUAGAGCGAACUAUCUCAGACAACUGUGUAGUGAUCUUCUCGAAAACCACAUGCUCCUACUGCAACAUGGCAAAGAAGCUAUUUGAAGAUAUGAAUGUGAACUACACAGCCAUCGAACUGGACAUGUACGAAAACGGAAGCCAGUUUCAAGAUAUUCUUCAUCAAAUGACUGGCGGCAGGACAGUUCCAAGAAUAUUUAUCAAUGGAACAUUUGUCGGAGGUGCUACAGACACACAGAGACUUCAUCGGGAAGGCAAACUGCUCCCAUUAGUUCACCAGUGUCUCUUGCGAAGAGGGCGAAACUCAGAACAGCCAUGUAGUCUUCCUUGAUUCCCUUUCUUCUGACACAGUUGUGUUGCUGGAGUUUACUAGACUGCGUAUACUUAGUUAUGAAUUCUUACACCCCGGUACUCUGGUUUCAGUACUAUUUAUGUGUUCAAAAUAUGUAUGGAAGGUUUUCAACGGCCAGAUAAUUUAUCACGAUCCAGUUCAUCCUAAAUUCACAAUGCACUCUUGUACAUUCUCAAGACAAAAUAAGCUCUGUUGAAGAAGUAAAAAUGCAUAGGAGUGCACUGCUUGAUUUCAAUUUAACCACAAAUUCUAUUUAAAUACUUAAAUUUCAUUUAGGUCCAACCCAAUGCAAAUAGCUAACUACACAGUCCUAACCACAUCGACACAGAAGUAAACCCUAUUGAAUUCAUUGGGGUUUUCCUCCCAGGUCACAGUAUUGCAGCUUAAAUUAAGGUAGGUAGCUGCGUUGGUCUGACGCAGUCGAAAUAAUAAUCAUAAUAAAAAUGUCCAGUAGCACCUUAGAGACCAACCAAGUUUGUUCUGAGUAUAAGCUUUCGUGUGCAUGCACACUUCUUCAGGUAUCUGGUAUCUGAAGAAGUCUGCAUGCACGCAAAAGCUUAUGCCCAGAACAAACUUAGUUGGUGUCUAAGGUGCUACUGGACAUUUUUUUAUUUCAAGCUUAAAUUAAGUUGCACUUGGGCAUCAUUGAAAUCAAUAUGGGAAGUUAAUAGUGACUUAGUUUCCCCUGAAGUGUAGUAACUAACCUCAGCUUCAUCUAGAAUCAGUUCAAGAUUCAGCUAGUAUAUUCUGUAGCAAAGAAUUACUACAUGUGUCAAAUGUAAAGAGAGCUUGUGCAUUAAUUCUGUGGCUGUAUUAGCUAUCAGAACCAUGGGAUGGAAAGCCAGCUGGCUUGGCCCCAGCCGGAGAGUCUCCCGUCUCAGCCUUGCCGCUGCGGAGAUCCAUCAGUCAUCCUCCUCCGAAAUGCAUCUGAGACUCAUGCAACUGUGCAUGAGCACACGUUACUCAGCAGUGUAAACGCACAACAGAGCUGGAUCGAGGCAUGGGUACUAGGCUACGUUUAUUGAAUUUAAGUCAGGACGAAGAAAAACAUGGCUUCUCUCCUUGCCGUUCUCGGAGAGAGAGAAAACAAAAGCAAUACAGAGCGGAUGUUCCGCUCACGGGACUCCAGCAAUCUGCGCUGGAAUGCAAACAGGCAUGUGACAUGUAACAAUCCCACAUAUCUGCAUCAAGGGUGGAAUGGAAUUCCCAACAUUAGCUACCUUGUAGUACGCUAGGUUUAUCCUAGCAUAAAUGUCUCCUUUAUUCAAAUUAGAGCAGCAUCUCUGGCCUCUUAGACAAAAGCUGCAGUUCGAAUUAAAUGGAGCAGUCCCCACACGCCACCCUUUCCCUUGGUAUUAAACUACAAGAAAUGCAUGUUGCAUGCAUUAAUUGCGCUGGCAGUUGGAACACUGCCAAGGACACACAAAUAAAAAUGUGUGUGCGUGCGUGCGUGCGUGCCAGCUUCCAAAUAGGGUUGAUGCUGUUAGCUUGUUUCAAAAAUCAAAGAUGAAUCACAAGGUAUACCCAUAAUGCUGAGCUGUGAUUAAUGGAAACCAGAUGCAAGCAUUUUGAACUCCUUGUUGUGACUAUGCCCAUGCGGGUGUACAAGCAAAGAGUCUAGCUGGCGCACUCUCCCUUCCCGAAGUCUUUGCCAGACCUUGAAAGCAAUGGCAGAGGAUUAGCUUGUCACAGUUCAAAUCAAGCAGGUGGAGAGGCGAGAGGAGGAAAGAUAUUAAAGAAGUGUGGUAUUGUGAUCUGAAGUGACAGGCUAAAGCUACAGGUAAAGUAGAACGGACUGUUUUUAAAACACAUCUCCAAGCUUCCCUGGUGCAGAACACCGAAGUUUCUCUAGCCGACUGCUGCAACAGUGCUUAUUUUUAUUUUUAUGAUUAUGUAUUACAAGCGACAUUUUAUACUAUGAGUAGCUAACUUGUGGCUCUACAGCUCCUACCAGCCAUUGGGUGAUAGGUAUAGUUCAUCAACAUCUGGAAGGGGCGUGAUCCUGUUUUUCAGUGGUAUUUUCUACAAAAGUUUUCCCUGUUGCUGAAUACUUGAGCAAAGUAAGAUACAGUGGUGCCUUGCAAGACGAAAUUAAUCCGUUCCGCGAGUCUUCGUCUUGCGGUUUUUUCAUCUUGCAAAGCACGGCUAUUAGCAGCUUAGCGGCUAUUAACGGCUUAGCAGCUUUAAGAAAAAGGAAACAAACUCGCAAGAACUCGCAAGACGUUUCGUCUUGCGAAGCAAGCCCAUAGGGAAAUUCGUCUUGCGGAACGACUCAAAAAACGGAAAACCCUUUCGUCUAGCGAGUUUUUCGUCUUGCAGGGCACCACUGUACUUCAGUAUUUGCCAUUAAGUGUGUGCAAUUAUAUAAUGUACAUUUGGUGGCGCUGUGGGUUAAACCACAGAGCCCAGGACUUGCUGAUCAGAAGGUUGGCGGUUCGAAUCCCCGUGAUGGGGUGAGCUCCCGUUGCUCAGUCCCUGAUCCUGCCAACCUAGCAGUUCGAAAGCACAUCAAAGUGCAAGUAGAUAAAUAGGUACCGCUCCGGUGGGAAGGUAAACGGCGUUUCCAUGCGCUGCUCUGGUUCGCCAGAAGCGGCUUAGUCAUGCUAGCCACAUGACCCAGAAGCUGUACGCCGGCUCCCUUGGCCAAUAAAGCGAGAUGAGCGCCGCAACCCCAGAGUUGGUCACGACUGGACCUAAUGGUCAGGGGUCCCUUUACCUUUACCUUAUAGCUAGCUUUAAUCCUUAUUGCUAUCCCGCUUUUCAAACAUACUGUCAACCAAAAGACCUUUCCCUCGGUACUUUCACAUGCUUGAGCCAGAAUGCCAAUGCUUUGACAGGGCAGAACAGCCAACUUCUUUACAAGGUACAGUUGUGCAACAAGAAGCACCACACUCAAUGUGGAAACCCACAAUUACAUAACUUUGUGCUUUUAUCACUGUGCUUCAAAUGAAUAUGGGAAACUUGCAUUCGCUGGAGUAGCUCAGAGAGCAGCAAAAAUAAGUGUAGAUUUCAAUUCAAUGAACUGUGACACUACUAACAUGGCUUGUGGCCAAAGUACGUUGUUUCUAAUCUGUGAUUGAUGAAGCCACACAAAACACAAAAGGAAAUCCAUUGUCUGUGAAUACCUUUAUUGUGACCAAGAAUAAAAUGUCACAAAAUAGUUAUCGAGCUAG
Messenger RNA from Podarcis raffonei (Aeolian wall lizard), 3808 nucleotides. It is a transcript of the gene GLRX2, whose product is annotated as glutaredoxin 2. NCBI's taxonomy places the organism in Eukaryota, Metazoa, Chordata, Lepidosauria, Squamata, Lacertidae. The coding region runs from base 177 to 614 and encodes 145 amino acids. The transcript has 4 exons. The record is from RefSeq and is a predicted model, not a curated record.